Terrapene triunguis (Three-toed box turtle) is the source of this 2871-nucleotide messenger RNA. RefSeq lists its product as uncharacterized. The transcript is spliced from 9 exons. The record is from RefSeq and is a predicted model, not a curated record. Lineage: Eukaryota; Metazoa; Chordata; Testudines; Emydidae. Bases 152 to 1741 code for a protein of 529 amino acids.
CCAGCGAUGGGAGGCAGGACCAGCCCGGGGCCGGCUUAAUUGAAAGUAAACCGCGGAGACUCCACGCGAGGCGAGAGCGCUGGCAGAAUGCCCCGGGCUGGCGCCCCCGCUCCCAGCUGUCAGUGAAGGAGCGAAGCUUCCCGCGGCCGGGAUGUUCAGCUGGCACAAGAGCUUCACCCUGGGAGCUCCCUGGAGACAAGCAGGCAAGAAGAACCCACAAUCCAAGGGCAAGGUAGUGCUGACCAACAUGAAGAUACUGAGCAAUGAAGAGAGUCAAACCCAGGGGUUGACAGGAGAGCCACCUGCAGCCAUGGACUUUGCAGCGGAAUCCAGGCUUCCCAAAGUCGACAUCCCAUUAGAAUGCCAGGGAAAUCUGGGCACAAGAGACACCUCUUCAAAACCAGACUAUGUAGCCAUGCUGUCUGACCUCAGCACCUUAGAGUCCAAGUGCCAGCUUCACAGAUUCUCCAAAUUUGAAUCAGAGGAUUCUGGGGUUGAAUUGCCAAGUGGAGCCAAUUCUCCGUCUACACCAACGGGCUCCGAGAAGAGCUUUGUGCUUCACACCAGAGACUCGUCUUGUGACUCCGGAGUGCUCAGCACCUCUUCUUCUCCGGGAAUUGACCAUGUCAUAAUGAGAAAGUGUAAAGACAUCAGAGAAACCAGCCAGUGUGCUUCAGACAGUGAAAAGCAAGUUGAAUAUUACAGCCAGGCAGCAGAUGUGGUGCAGAUCCCUACAGCUUCCCUGGAAGAUUUCAGUGACUGUCAGGAGGGAGAAAGUCCUAAUAAACUUUUUGGCCAAAGUGAAGGACAAUAUUUGGAAGAGAAACCCAGGAAAGAGAUAGACCUUUCCAUUAAAGACACUCCUCCAGCUGCUGCCCACAUAGAAGAGCAAAGGCCAAUCAGCAACCGUUACAAAGAGACCUUUGGGAGGAUGCAAGAACUUCAGCUCCAUGGACAUCAGCUCAAAAAAUAUCCCACAAGCGACAGCCUGGAUGAGUACAUGGAUGAGUGCUGUCGAUUAAGUGAGGUGAACCAAGGGAACACCAAGGCUCUUGGCUCUGGCCUGGGUUAUCUGGAACACAUCUGUCAGCUGAUAGAGAAAAUCGGGCAGCUGCAGGAGCACAAUCUGCGACUCCAAAAGCAAGUGUGCAGUUUGCAGAAGGAGCAGAAGAUGAGCCAGAUAAAGGAGGAGUAUUUUCUGCAGCACUGUUCCUGUGGAGCUGCCAGCAUCUUGCUCAACUCGUACCAGGAGGUGAAGAAAUUUUUUACUGGGAGGAGCAGACCGCACAGUCUCUUGGUUCAGAGUGGAAACCAGUCCGACCUUUCGAUCAUCCCAGAAAGAGGAAGUGACACACACCUGGAAUCAGGAGAUAGACAGCUGGUGCUGGGACUCAGGAAGACCUGGAGUAAAAGGAGCAAUGAGGAGAAUGACCUCAGAGAUGCCUAUAAUCUGACUGAUGGCCGAGCUUUCCUGCUAAAGGACCCAACUACGAAAAAGAGGGCUGACCUCGGUAAGAGUAUCCCAGGUGAAAGCCACGCUUGGGGCAGAAUGAGGGAUCUCAUGAAGAAGACUAGGCUGAGGAACCAGAGCAAGUUGGGACUGUCAUCGGCAGCUCUGAAGAGGUCCUGCCCACAGCUCUACAGGCCAGAGGUUAAGACUUCGGAUCGGAGGAAGAUGGAGAGGAACUCUAUGAUUGUUCUGGGGCAAAGCACAAAGAAUGAAAACAUCUGGCCUUUCUGAGCAUCUGAAUCCAAUGGACCAAGAGGUAAAUGAGCUGGGGCGCUGCUGGACAUGAAAUUGAAAACCACGAGGCUACAUUGUGCAGACCAAGCUCUACAGCAGGAUCAGCAUCAAGGCAGCAGGGAGGGAGGAGAGGUAAAAGAAAGAUUUGCUGAAGGGCAGGGUGCUCAGCUGUACUAGAGUUUACUCUUGACAUGAAUGUAAAAGUGAACUUAAAACAAUGCUAUAUACCAGGAAUAUAGUUACUAUCUCAGCAAUAAUAACCAAGCAGGUUUGAUACAAUUUCAUAAACAAGCUACCUUAAGUCCUCCUGCUUGUGAAGUAUUAUUGAUCUCCUGGGCUUUAUUCAGCAGAAACAGGCUAAACCCCCAUAGAACACCAGUGCUUUAAGGAAAAACAAAGAUUGGGAGACUACAUGUAGUAGACACUGCUGGGCGUGAGCAGCAGUGCAUGACUUAAGGGAUUUUUUAUAUCUCCACUUGUGGGUAUUACUAACAAGUCUGCACAUUUUAAAGGUCUCCACCCAGCAGUGAUUGGCUGGGGAGUUUUACUGAGGUCCCAUGCAAUGUCCAACUCAAUCAAAGCCACCAGCCAAGAUUUUCUAAAGCUGGAUUUGUAAGUGCAAGGUUAGGUGCCAGUCUUGUGCAUGUGACCCCCUUUGCCAGUCUGGAGCUUCACUGACCUCAGUGGGUCCCCAUGCAGACAGACGGUUACAGCCAUGCAGAGAUUAUUGCAGGACACUGGGGCCUUCAACCGUUCAGCACCUAAUAAGUGGCCUGAUUUUUAAAAGUGCUGAGUGAGCUGCCCACCCAGAUCCUUGGUUUCACUGGGUACUCAGGAUUUUGGAAAGCCAGGCCACUUUAUUAGGAGCCAAAUGCAGGCUCCUGUUUUUAAAGGUUAUGGCCAUGUUGGGUGAAGGCUCCUGGUCUGUUUGGCUGCCUGUGCAUCACCAUGUGCCAUAGGAUUUAAGAGGCAAAAAAGCCAAAUGAACUUAAACCUAUGCCUGUGGAUCAAGUGCUGGAUUGGGGCUCCCUCUGCUGGGAAAGUUAGAAUAAUAGGGAGAUUGAGGAUGGAAAGGAAAGUUUUAAAUCUCUAUUACAAGCUAGGGUAGUUCUUUUUCCAGCUAAGGU